CAAGAUGGCGGCGAAUUCGAUUUUUUGGAAGCUCCCAGAUAAAUUUUCCUUUUUCUCGCGCAAGUUGAAGAAAAAGGUUGAAUUGCAGGCUUAUGUGAUUGAGUUCAGAAGACUUCUACCUUGCAAUUCUCUAGGUUUUCAAGAGGUAUCUAAUGGCGAACUCCUUCACAGUGUGGUUGGUUUGUAUGACACAUGYCUUCCAGAUAUCACACCAGACGUUUUGUACAGUACUGUUUGUGGAAAAUGGGCCAAAACCUUGGUAUUCAUGCGAAGUUUGUCAGAUGUCCUUACAGAGCAGCAGAAAAAAAUCCACAAUAAAAACAACUCAAAAGACUCAUCGUCCGAUAGUGAUGAAGAAGAGGAAUCCAUCACUAGUCGAAAUCUAAAAUUAAAGUCUGAACAAGCAAGUUUUUUAACAGAGAAACAUGUACAUUGGGAAGAUGACAUUGAAGAGGAUAAAUUGCUUCAUGAUAUGAAAGAAAACGGAGAGGAUGAUUCWGUUACUACAUAUUUUCAGAAAAGCUCUGAUGAAAACGAGAACUCAGAAGUAAAUUCUUUGGAAAAUAAAUCAGAUGAWCAAAAYAAUGUKGAACAUUCUGAYAGUGGAGUAGUUCUAKCACAUCAUUCAAAUGAAAAAAAGGAUGAGWAUAGAAAAAAAGUUGAAGGAAAAGAAGAAGACGAAGACCCUGGAGUCUUUGAUGGUGUUUUCAGUGACUCUGAGGAAGAGCAGGAGUCAUCUGACGARGAAGAAGAUGAUGAAGAAGACUUUUCUAUCGGUGUUGAGGAUUUUGUAUCAGCAGCAAARCAAAGGAAAGCACAAAGAGAUUCUGGAGAUGUAUCAAAUGAAACAAUAGGCAUUGAGUCGCUGAUCGUYGGUGCAGCAACAUAUGAAAGGAAUUAUGGUAGUGUGAAGGACAAAGUUCUACAACUAAGCUUAUUAGCUGUAAGAAAAAAGUUUCAAAAAUGUGGCAUAGGUAAAAUGAUUUUGAAUACCAUCAAAGACCCUACCUUCAUUGGACCCUAUGAUAGCAUAGCAGUUUAUGCUGACCACAGUGCGGUGGAAUUCUUCAAGAAAAAUCUUUUUAGUGAUGACGUUAUUUUGAGUAGUAGGUUUAGUGACUUGGCUGAUCAUUGGAUCAACAGUAAGCUGAUGUGCUAUCUACCACCAUUCACAGGUUAUGAUAUCUCAGGUGUUCACAGAAGUGAUUAUGAAAUCAAGGCAAUGGAAAAUGAGAUUGAGCUAUGGAAAGGCAAAAGUCUCGAAGCCUACCAGGCUCAAGUAAGCUGYAUGAUCAGAAUGCAACACGAAAUCAAGAUGCUCAAAACUUUGGUCGAUACGCAAGAAGAAGUAAUCAAGACKCUAACGAAUUCACGAGAAAAAUUGCAGAAGGAGAAAUUUCGAAUAGAGAAAAAGUUACUCGAUCUCCAGCUGGAAAAAGAAGAAAAUUCAGUGGUAUUGCAGUUGGGCGAGGACGAACCUGAUUCAAAUGACGAGGAUUUCUACGAUUCUCUUGUAACUCUACUCAAUAAACAGCAACUCGACGAUGUCUCCAGUGAUAAACUCGACAUGGAAGCUAUUGCUAAGGGAGACUUUGGUGAUGUGUCGAAAGAGGAUGAAGAACUUCUGUCGACGUUGAUUCAUUCUCAGAGCGAGAAACAACUCAUCCAACAAAUUCGACGCAGUUUAUUGACAACUGGCCAGUACAACAAUGUCAGCGUAAAUACUGUUCAGAAGGUCGAAUGUAGUCACGUGUCGCUUUUGGAGACAAAUUUGGACGGUCGUCACGCAAUGCCUGGUCACGCCCCUGUGGUAAAGCAGCUUUUCUACUGUGGAGAUUAUUYCAGUGUGGACAGUCUAGCCAAUAUCACAGCUCGUGGUUUCACCAAGCAAGACUUCACUCAAGGAAUUUAUGGAAAAGGUCUUUAUUUCACGAAACAAGCUUCUCAAGCGUCAAGAUUCUCCCCGCCGGGUAAACUAUUGCUGGCCAAUGUGAAUUUAGGAGCAACAGAAUCUGUAUUUCAACAAGACAAGAAACGAACUCUUCCUCCGGCAGGAUUUGACUCAAUUUUGACCCCUGGACGUCCAUCGUCGCCAAUAACCCCUCGGUUUUCUAACCAAGCCGAGUAUGUAGUGUUUGACCCAAUGCAGGCCGUACCAGUUUACUUGAUUGAAUACUCGACCAGCGUUAUUUGAACAAAAAGGGUGCCCUUCAAAUCGUCGGUCUGACUAUCUGUUGGUGCCAAGGAAGAUAUUGAUUUACGAAAUUAGAUUAACUAAUAUCUUUAGAAAUUUUAAAGAAUAUUUAUAGGUUUAUAAAUAUGUAAAUAAAAGAAUAGAAAUCAAUGGAUUUAUUUAGAAAGGUAAAUUUCGUGUAAGGUUAAUAAUUGUUUUUAUUAAAAAAGCUUAGUAACUCCAUUUGAAGUGAUCUCAUAU
Molecule: messenger RNA, 2434 nt
Organism: Exaiptasia diaphana
Lineage: Eukaryota; Metazoa; Cnidaria; Anthozoa; Actiniaria; Aiptasiidae
Exons: 19
Coding region: 5-2194 (729 amino acids)
Molecular function (GO): NAD+ poly-ADP-ribosyltransferase activity; acyltransferase activity, transferring groups other than amino-acyl groups
Source: RefSeq, a predicted model, not a curated record